Messenger RNA from Suillus paluster, 2829 nucleotides. RefSeq lists its product as uncharacterized. The transcript is spliced from 6 exons. Bases 1 to 2829 code for a protein of 942 amino acids. Lineage: Eukaryota; Fungi; Basidiomycota; Agaricomycetes; Boletales; Suillaceae. The record is from RefSeq and is a predicted model, not a curated record.
AUGGCAGGUAACUUAUCCCAGUUCUACGUCGAGGAUGAUUCGCCGGAGAUUGUCUACUUCCCAUUCGUGGACACAACUCUCAGCCCAAACCCUUCUGCAGGGUGGGAGCAGUUCUACUCGGGUUCAGGUGCUUCUUCUUCUCCGGGUCAGGUUGGCGCAGGAGACAGCACUGGUAUCGAUCUCCUGGGUAAUACUCAUGAAGCAACCUAUCAAAUCACAUUGGACGGAAUUGACAUAUCUCCAAAUACAUCUGACCCGGAUUCCAUCCUUGCAUCCUUUCACGAUUUAAACAACACAAAUCACACCUUGUUAUUGACGACUAUCACGAACCAAACUACUCCAGACUCAUAUGUGGCUUUCGACAAGGCUCUCAUUACCUAUACAGCCCCCCUUGGCGUUGUCAACUCAACGGCCAACUCAACGACCAUCGACGACGAUAAUGACAUCGCAUUUGUGGGCCGGUGGAGUUAUGUCACUGACAGCACGGGAAGUUCCAUGCAUAUGUCUAAUACUGCCGGUGACCGCGCUCAGACGACCUUCUUAUGUUGGUCUUAUUAUGUUCCUAAUCUGAUUCCAGGAUCGGCCUUAACUGUUUACGGCCUCGUGUCUUCAUAUUCCGGAAAUUAUUCUGUCACAAUCGAUAACAUCACCACCACCUUCUCCGCUCUAUCCUCGUACAAUAAUUCAAAUGCACUGCUCUUCUUCGCAACCGAUUUGCCUCAAGAUAUUCCUCAUACACUCAUUCUCACCAACACUCAGAACACAACUUUUGCUCUGAGAGUUGGCGGGAUGAAUGUCACUACGUUUGGCAAUAUGACCAUUACCACCUCUACCUUGGCUUCGUCAAGCAGCCCAAAUCAUCGCGGAAUCAUUGCUGCUAUUGUACUCGGUGUGGCUCUAUCGGUCAUCCUGGCAUGCAUCCUCGUAUACUGGCUAUUUGUUGUCCGCCCCCGUGCUCGUAGGAGGCGGAAACCGCCAUCGAGCUCCUCCCGCCGCCAAAGCAACAGGAACGUGACGGACUCAGAAUGCGUCAUUGACAUUAGCUCUCCAGGCGAGGAAGAGACCGAAAUGGCAAGCUUGAGUACCAGCAAAGGGUACGGAUUCGGGCUCGGCUUGCAACGCACUUUCCCUUUCUUCCACAAAACAAAAAGCAGAGGCAGUAGCAGCGGCCAUGGUGACAACACACGGUCGCGUUCCGUGUCCCACGUUGCAAUUCCUCAUGAGGAACGAGACCACGACAAGCGCUUGUCGACCAACACACUCACCGUAGAAUUCACUGCCUUGGGUUUUCCACCGGAAUCUGAGAAACUAGCGCCAGGUUGGAGCAAUCCUGUCGCGCACACGUUGUUUGGUUCCAUGGGGAAAGGACACAUACAAAUGGGAAAUCACAGAGUGACACUUCCGAAAUUGCGUGUGGGAGGGGUGGGCGCGGAGGACGUGUACGAUGACGAUGAUGCGGAUGCCAAGACCCUCACAUCACGGCAAGAUGAAACACUUGUUGCGACGCUCUCCCUCAGCCCGCGGACGUCGGAAGCGCCAGGCCUCUUCUCUUCCCCGUUGCGCUCAAUUACGGGAAUAGAGGGUGCCGUAACGGAGGAGGAUGGCAGGGAGUCUGCGUCUUUUCGACGGGGCUCACGACUUCUGGAAGUGAGAGAGACGAGCCCGUUCAGGGUAGAUGUGGGAGCUAUUCUUGGCCAGCUUACGGGACGUCAGGACUCACGACGGACGAGUGUGAGCGGGGCUAGUAGUUGGUCUCGGGUUUGUGCCAGACUCUACCGAAAAGCCCACAGAGACGAUGGGAAGCAAAGCAUCCACGAGGACAAGCCUGAGAGCUCCAGUCCUGAGUCGGUCCCGGUUAUCAUGCUCCACUCGGAAUCAGAGUCGCCUCCGAGCGAGAAUGCGCCUGCCUCAGGAACCUACUCAUUUCUCGACUUCACCUCUUCGCAUCAUUCGUCGUUACGUCGGCAAUCGAAGGCCACUACGCUAAGCUCAGCUGCAGCUGAAUUGGGGCAUAGCGGGGACCACACGCCAUGGAGCGAUAAUAUGUCCAUGCGGAUGGUGCGCAUUGAACGUGAUAGACCUAGUGAAACAAUGCGUCCUGGACCUGAUGCUCCUUACACUGCGUCUCAGGGGUCUCACAACGGAACUCCUUCAGAUAAAUCCAAUGCUCAUUCCUCGCCGUCUGCACCCGCUACACACACUACUCACGGAUCCUCAUUUCCCUUCCCUAUCACUAUCCCGCCUUCAUCACAUAUGCCACACCCCUUUAAUAUUGACUACCAGCGCGAAAGCGAGCACGAGGAACUCCACUCCUUCUCACCCCCUCGUCCACCAUCACCCCCAGAAAUCCAGCAGGUGCUGGCACCUCCGAAACCCCUACGUUCAAGUAUCCCACCAGACGCGAGCUCUCCCACAGAGAGCAUACCUUUCUCUGUAUCUGUAUCAGACUGUCUAUUUCCGCCACAGAAUAGCGCAGCCUCCGCCCUACCUCCACAUCCGCCUCUCCCUAGCUCGCAGCCGAACUCCCCACCGCCGUACAUUGUGCAGCGUGUGCUCGGAAUGACACCCGUUACUUCACACACUCCUGCGGCCCGUCUUGCGGCUGGUCAUGCAACCCAUUCACCAACAAUUGCAGAGCGGAUAGUUCGUCCUGUAACAUCCCCUCGAGGAUCUGCUCCCAGAGCUCCCUAUCGGGUGGGCUCGCUGAUUGGUCCCAGACCUCGGCCUUCGACAUCCGGGUCGUCAGGCUUGCAACUACCAUUACAAGGCUCGUGGAGUCGUGGACAGCGGAGUGAAUCAGAUGACAAGCAGCCGUCUUCUCAGAGAUAA